This is a messenger RNA of Brachypodium distachyon (stiff brome), 2728 nucleotides long. RefSeq lists its product as uncharacterized. Bases 147 to 2354 code for a protein of 735 amino acids. The record is from RefSeq and is a predicted model, not a curated record. Lineage: Eukaryota; Viridiplantae; Streptophyta; Magnoliopsida; Poales; Poaceae. The transcript is spliced from 16 exons.
AAUUCAUCCCGCGUGGCCCUUCUCCGAAACGUUUUCUUCCCGCACACAAGUACUGGGGAAACAAGAGGGCGAGCGCACAAGGGGCCUGACCAGCGGCGACGGCGCGCGGCGGUCGACGGAGGCUGGCGGCGCAGUCCAAGUUUACAAUGGAUGAAUCACGAAAAAGAGCUGCCUCUAAUGCGAAUGCUAAAAAUAUAAAAUCAUCCCUUGACGAAGACUUUGGCAACGAUUUUCUUUCAUCUUGGAAGUUACCAAAAUCAGGAAAAGACACAAUAGACUUCGAUGUCGAAUCAGUUCUGAAGAAUAGCAACAAGUUUAGCUUCGACAACCUUGAUGAUUUUGGACUUGAUGGAGCUUUUGACAAAUUAUCAUCAUUUAAAAUGGGCAUGCCUGAUCUAGAUUUCUCUAGUCCCCUCAAGAAAAAAGUGAAGCACAACAGUUCAAAUGGCAAGGAUCUUUCUGAAGGGAAAAAAGAAACUGAAAGAGACAACUUCUCCUUUUCUUUUGAUUUUAAUGAGCUGGGCAAGUUCAAUCUUGACACAAAGUUGGCCUUUGAGGAAAAUGGUAUGUGUAAUACAGAAAAAACUGGCCUUAUCUCUUCAGAGGGUAAUAAGGAUCCACAAAGAGGUAUUUCAGACAAAGGCACUGAUGUUGCCGAAGAUAGUACGAGUAAGGAACAAACACAGACACAGGGUGCUUGCACUUUGAAGCCUACUCAUUUGACAAGCAUUGAUCCUGCGAGAAUGGAGCAACUUAAAGUAGACACUGUGUCGAAUGAUAUGCUUGGAGAGCACUCCAAUGAGACAAACCCAACAAAAAUGACUGUUAACAAUUCUUCUUGGAGUAUUCCCUGCAGUGCUGUUUCUGGUGAAGACCCAAUACAUCCCAAAGCGAUAGCUGUUCCCGAGAACAGUAAGGAAACUCCUGUGGUAGACCUUAGUAAAGUUAGUAUAUCAAGGGAGAAUAAUAAUAGUGAGCAAUCAGUUAGUUCACAAUCCAGAAACACCAGCACUGGGAAUCUCUACAUCUCAAGAAGAACAAUAGGUCAAUCAAAUUCUCAAAAUAACCAGAAUGAGGUUAUGGAGGAUAGUACAUCUCUUAAUGAAGGAAGUCAUGGUAGCCAAUGUUUUAGAGACACUUCAUUGAAGCCUGUAAAGCAGACAUUAUGUGGGACAAAGAAUGUUGAGGAAGGGACUUCAGAUCCAAAGAAUCUCUCUUCAUCAAUGCAGAGGGAAAUCAGAAACUUCAAACCUCCAUUGGUGAAUGAUACAGGAAAUUUUUCUCUUCUUUCCAAGGCUGAGAAUACAAAAGCAAGCAGGCCUCCCAAACUAACUUCAGUAACUACCUUAAAUCAAUUAAGUGGUGCUGAUAACGUGAUCAAAAAGACAAAUACACAUCCUACAGACCUGAAAAGGGAACACAAGCAUGCAAAACCUGAAAAACCUCAAAUCACUUCGGCAAGAACAUACUGCAAACCUGUAUUACAGGGGUUCUCAGCCACCUCCUUGAAUGCCAAACACGGACUUGAGCCACUUAGAGCAGGCAACUCAUCCAUACUGAAUGCUCCAAGCAGUAUAGCUCAUAGCUCUGGAUAUAACAAUCUAACAAGUCUACAUGGCACUCCUUCCAAAGAUGAUAAAAGACCAGCAGCUUUUCAACUGACAGGAUCAAGAGUUUCAAAAGUAGGCACAAGAAGCCCAAAGCCUGGCUUGCUUCUGGAGAAAGAUUCGGUAGAAGUGAGGAAGGGCUCCCCUGUAAUAACACCCAAGAUCUCGAACUCCUUUGUUGAAGCAAAACCUGCAUUGCUUAGCCCUUGCAUUAGGCAAAAUAUACCUGAGGAAUCAUUUCCAGAUCCAAAAUCUCCCGCGGUGCUGAAAAACAUCAUGAGAUCUCCAGCUGUGAGCAAAUCACCACAAACUGUUCCAAAGCUGGGGAAUAAAACAAUUCUAAGUGGAACCCCGAAAGCUUGUAUGGAUAAUGUGGUUUCUUCGACAAUACCAUGUGAAAUCGGGGGCAUUUCAGACCUAGAAUUGCCUGCACUGUUAGAAGAUGCUGGAAAUGUAGACAAAGCUGAGGCUUGUAGAAAGGAGCUUGAAGAUAUGUGCAUUUUGCUGAAAAGGAAACACACAGAAGCUAAAGAACUAGCAGUUCGGGCUAUUGUUAACAACAACAUGAUGCUGAUGCUAAACCACCCAAUGUUCGAGGAGAAAAUUUCUGCUCUGCAGAAAUACGCCAACAGCCUGAGAUCCAAGACGCACUUAUUUGAGGAAAUUAAUGCCGUUGAUACUGUAGCAUUGAUGCAGGAGUGCUGUGGAGAGAAGAUGAUUUGUCUAGGAGGAACACGGGCUAUGUAAAUUCAACGAGAGAACAUAUAUGUGAUCCAGUAUAUACGUAAUGCUGAGGUGAAGUUCUAAGUUCAAACACUCUGAAUAGCAAACUUAGUCACACGAUUUGUCUGUAGAGGGAUUUUGCUUACCUAGUCUAGCAGUCGUGAAGUGUCGUGUCCCUACCUUCCUACUCAGUAUUCACCUGAUAGAUCCGAGGGGUAUGCUGGUAUUAGUAGUUAGAUUGAUUCAACUAGCACUCAAACGGACGACAAUCCAAGAGGUCAUAUAUACGAAGCUUAGUUCAGACCAAAUACAACUGAAAAAAAGUUGUUCACAAGUUAUAGUGAAUAAUAAGCAUCGAAUUAUUAUGGUGGGUGACUAGGCAUCCAAUUCCAUCUUAA